Messenger RNA from Physella acuta, 648 nucleotides. RefSeq names its product sodium-dependent phosphate transport protein 2B-like. The record is from RefSeq and is a predicted model, not a curated record. Gene Ontology annotation, cellular component: membrane. Gene Ontology annotation, molecular function: sodium:phosphate symporter activity. Gene Ontology annotation, biological process: sodium-dependent phosphate transport. Lineage: Eukaryota; Metazoa; Mollusca; Gastropoda; Physidae.
AUGGACGAGCUUGUGGGAGAGGACUUCUCGUGCACGCUGUACAAGAGGGACGUGGAGAAGAUGACGUGCUUCAAGGAAUGUGAGUUUUUAUUCAAGGGAAUGUACUCUACAUUAAACGACAAAGCCAUUGGAGCAAUCCUGCUGGUUAUCUCCCUUACCAUUCUCUGCCUGUGUCUGGUCGCCAUUGUCAAACUGCUUCACUCCCUUUUCCAUGGCCCCAUCGCUCUCAUCAUCAAAAAAUUCAUCAACGCGGACUUUCCCGGACCGCUGGGCUACCUCACCGGAUACCUCGCCAUCAUCAUCGGCGCCGGGUUGACCAUCAUCGUCCAGAGCUCCUCCAUCUUCACCUCCACCCUCCCCCCGCUCGUCGGCAUCGGGGUCAUUGAACUCGACCGGAUGUACCCUUUGACCCUGGCGUCAAACAUCGGCACAACGACCACGGCGAUUCUCUCAGCCUUAGCCAACACGGACGGCUUCAGAAACGCGUUACAAGCAGCCUUCUGCCACCUCUUCUUUAACAUCACCGGCAUCCUCCUGUUCUACCCCAUCCCCUACCUCCGCUUCCCCAUCCCGCUUGCCAAAUUUCUAGGCAACUGCACGGCCGAGUACCGCUGGUUCGCCAUCGUCUACAUGUUACUUUUAUGUUAG